Dufourea novaeangliae is the source of this 1312-nucleotide messenger RNA. Its product is annotated as zinc carboxypeptidase-like. The transcript has 6 exons. Bases 3 to 1235 code for a protein of 410 amino acids. Gene Ontology annotation, biological process: proteolysis. Gene Ontology annotation, molecular function: zinc ion binding; metallocarboxypeptidase activity. Lineage: Eukaryota; Metazoa; Arthropoda; Insecta; Hymenoptera; Halictidae. The record is from RefSeq and is a predicted model, not a curated record.
ACAUGUGGAAGUUAAUUCUUUUGGCUUUGGUCGCCUUGGCCACAGCCAACCAGGUGAAAUAUGACAACUACAAGGUGUUUCGUGUUACACCGCAAACGGAGGAACAAUUCCAAGUUUUGGACAGUCUCGAGCAAAUGUCCGACUCGUACACCUUCUGGAAAGAACCUAGCGCAGUCUCCAGCUCAGCCGAUGUGAUGGUCGCUCCCCACAAGAUCCCAGAGUUCAUCGAACUGAUGGACAAAUUCGGGAUCCUCCACGAGACCUACGUCGAAGACGUGCAGACCUUGAUCGACAGCGAAAGGCCACCAGUCCAACCUUUGGUCGGGUUCGAUUUGAACAACUACCACAGGGUUAACGACAUCUACGCAUAUCUGGACAGUCUUGCCAAGGCUUACCCAGACAAGGUCCAGGUGGUCGUCGGUGGAAAGUCCUACGAGGGCCGUCAGAUCAAAGGUGUGAAGGUGACCUUCGGCCAGAACAAGCCAGGUGUCUUCCUCGAGACUGGAAUUCACGCCAGGGAAUGGAUCGGACCGGCCACCAUGUUGUACAUACUGAACGAGCUGUUGACCAGCAAGCAACCGGAUGUCAGGGCUCUCGCUGAGAACCACGAAUGGUACAUCUUCCCUGUGUUCAACCCUGAUGGCUACGAAUACACGCACACAACGAACCGUUUGUGGAGAAAGACACGCAAGCCUUACGGCGCUAUAUGCCGCGGAAGCGACCCGAACAGAAACUGGGGCUACAAAUGGAUGUCCGGUGGUGCCAGCAACCAGCCAUGCUCUGACACUUAUGGCGGAAGCGCUGCGUUCUCCGAUGUGGAAACCAAAUCGAUGUCUGAGUACAUCACUUCGAUCUCUAAUAAGUUCUAUGCAUAUAUUUCCUUCCACAGUUACUCGCAGCUUCUGAUGUUCCCCUACGGUCACACGAGACAACAUUUGGACAACUAUAGCGAAUCUCUCGCGAUUGGUCAAAAGACGAUCCAAGCUCUUGAAAAACGGUAUGGCACAAAAUACAAGACCGGAAACGUCGCCGAAACCAUCUACAUCGCUAGCGGAAGUUCCGUGGAUUGGGUGAAAGGAACCUUCCAAAAGCCAGUAACAUUCACCUACGAAUUGCGCGACACUGGCCGUCACGGUUUCGUACUUCCGGCUGACCAAAUCAAACCCACCGCCCUGGAAACCCUGGACUCUCUGGUCGCCAUGUUCAAGGAGUCCAAGGCCCGUGGAUACGAAUAAACCACUCAUUCCACUGAACUAAAGAUCGCAACGAAUAAUAUAACAAAAAAUAUUAAUAAAUGUAUAUAUAUACAUAA